AUGGCUUCCUCGGAGAUCGACCAGAAGUUCCUUGGGAAGCUCGCCAAGGCAGUUGAACCAGACAACCCUUUAUUGGCGUCCGUCUUGUUCAGGAUACUGGGCCUCUCCAUCAACCUCUCGGCCCAGCUGAUCAAGGCACGGAAACAGCGGCGACAAGAUGCCGCCCAAGCAGCAUCCAGUUUGGACCUGACCUACCAUAUCGUAUGGCUUUCGCGCGAAGGACUGGUCUUGCUCCAACAAUACGUUUUGCCCAUGGUCGGGAAUUAUGUCGAACUCAAAGUACUGGCGUACAAGCUGCGUGCUUCGUUUUACCACAUUUUUGUCCUCUUCCACAACUCACCACCCGUCCCCGCCAUGGGCCCCAACACCCCGGAAACCUCGUCAACCACCGCACCGGGCUCAUCAGCACGCGUCGACAAGGGAAAAGGGAUCGCGAGGGACGAGGACGGGAGCACGUCCAAGGGCGGGCCGGUCGGCCCUCCACCGGGCUUCGGACCCACACCACCAACAGCCUUCCUCAUGAGGCCCGGCGACUAUCUCCCAGAAGCGCAUCAAUACUUCCGAGAGGCCGUCCAGCUCGCCGACGAAUUAUUAUGGGGGUCGCAUUCGCUCCGGCUGUCCGUCAAGACCGAGUACGCGGCCUUCCUGUACGAGUGCGUCCACGACGUCGAGAGCAGCCGGCAGAUCGCGAAGGAGACCAUCGCGGAGGUCUACGAGGCCACCGAGGGCAUCGACAACGACAUGUUCAACGACGCGUGCGAGCUGGUGACGGUGUUGGGGAAGAUGAUGAAGCGCGGGCUGGGGUCCAACACAACCCUGCGGAGCAAGGCGCACGGGUCGAGCAUAGGGACACAGGGGACGCAGGGGACACAGGGGACGCAGGGGACACAGGGGACGCAGGGGACACAGGGGACGCCGCAGACGGAGCAGACCGAGGCGAGCGCGCCACCAGGCAUGAUAUAG
Molecule: messenger RNA, 963 nt
Organism: Chaetomium globosum CBS 148.51
Lineage: Eukaryota; Fungi; Ascomycota; Sordariomycetes; Sordariales; Chaetomiaceae
Exons: 1
Coding region: 1-963 (320 amino acids)
Biological process (GO): signal transduction
Cellular component (GO): cytoplasm
Source: RefSeq, a predicted model, not a curated record